CAGCUCCUCCUCCCAUGUCUUGGGGUCGCGUCUUCGAUUUUAGAGCCUCUAUUUCCAUGUCGACUACGGCACCCGCUUGGCCAGCCCACAGGUCGAAAUGCAGCGCAUAUCGCUGUCGAGAAUACGGCAGCUCUCGCGUCUGCGUCCCACCCCCGCGUCUCCUUUCGCGCCUCGAUGGGUUUGCGCGGCAUGUGAGCGCCGCGGGGGUGUCUCGCGGCGCCUGGCCAGCACCUCGACCCCCACGACACCAGCAGAUGCGACCUCCCAGAAGCCCUACUACGUGACGACGCCAAUCUUCUACGUCAACGCCUCCCCCCACAUCGGCCACAUGUACACCAUGGUCCUCGCCGACGUCCUCAAGAGGUACCGCGUGCUCCGCGGGGAGCGGGCGCUCCUCUGCACCGGCACCGACGAACACGGCACCAAGAUCCAGCGCGCGGCCGCCCAGAACGACAUGGAGCCCAAGCAGCUCUGCGACGCCAACUCGGCCGUCUUCGCCGACCUCGCGCGCGCCUCCCAGGUGGACAACGACUUCUUCGUCCGCACCACCGACGAGGACCACAAGGACGCCGUGUGUUACUUCUGGGACACGCUCGUGCGCCGCGGCUACAUCUACGAGGACAAGCACGCGGGCUGGUACUGCGUCAGCGACGAGACCUUCUACCCCGAGUCCCUGAUCGAGAAGCGCAUGGACCCCGUGACGGGCAAGGUGUUCCUGGCCUCCAAGGAGAGCGGCGCCGCCGUCGAGUGGGUCGAGGAGAAGACGUACCAGUUCCGCAUGACGGCCCUCCGCGACCGCCUGCUGGACUUUUACAAGGAGAACCCGGACUGGGUCGUGCCGCUUUCGCGUAUGCGCGAGGUCGAGGACUGGGUCCGCAACAACCUCGAGGACCUCUCCGUCUCUCGGCCCGCGAGCCGGCUUAGAUGGGGCAUCCCCGUGCCCGACGACCCCAGCCAGACUAUCUACGUCUGGCUCGACGCCCUGGUCAACUACAUCACCAAGGCCGGCUACCCGGGCUGGGCUCCUGGGCGUGAGAGCGAGGGCGGCUGGCCGGCAGACGUGCACGUCGUUGGAAAGGACAUUGUGCGCUUUCACUGCAUCUACUGGCCUGCGCUGCUCAUGGCUGCGGACCUGCCGCUGCCCCGCAAGGUGCUCACGCACGGCCACUGGACGCUUGGCAACCGCAAGAUGUCCAAGUCGGUGGGGAACGUGGUCAACCCCUUUCUCGCCAUGGACCGGUUCGGUGUCGACGCCGUCCGCUACUUCCUCAUGUCGCCAGCCAACAUUAGCGACGACGCCGACUACGGCAACGAGCUUGUGGUGGACAAGUACAAGAAGCAGCUCCAGUCAGGACUGGGGAACCUGCUCGGCCGCGUGACCCGGUCCAAGUGCUGGAACGUCUCCGAAACGGUCGCUCGCGCCUGUGCGCAUCCGGCCGUCUACCAGCUGCCGUCGCAACACCAAAUUUUGACAGCGCUCCCUGUGGCCGUGGAGAAGCACUUUGAGCAGCCGGAGCCGGAGCGGGCUCUGCGUGAGAUUAUGAGCAUCGUCGUGCAGACCAACAAAUUCAUCACAGACAUGGCCCCCUGGGAGUUGGUCAAACACCCGGACGGCGCGGACAAGCAGAAGCAGAUGACUGCAACCAUCUUUUACUGCGCCGAGGCGCUAAGGAUCUCGGGCAUCCUACUGCAGCCAUUCAUGCCAACCAAGGCCGCCGAGCUCCUGGACAUCUUGGGCGUGCACGAGACCCGACGGACGUGGGCUUACACCAAUGUCGGGGCCGACUCGGAGUAUGGCGCCCCGUUCCGGCACCCUGGUGGGGGUGCCUUUGAAGGCCUUUUUCCGCCGCUGCCAGUGGCGUCGUGAGAUUUGAGGGUGUUGUUGCUCUGGCCGCUGGCUUGUAAGAAUAGAGCCAAACGAGAAGCGAUAGACGUGAUGCAAGGGACAUGAAAUAAUGACUGCAAAAAUGUGGCGUGUAGAUAUAAUAAACGCUGGUCAUAUCUCAUGUGUAAAAAGUCCGUAGUGGGAUCAGUGUCGAGCUUGGCUCUAAUAAUGGGCCAAUGGCAAGGGAUUUCUGUCAUGAUAAACUGUUUUGGCUUUGACUCUUUGCCAACAGCCAGACCCCGCAGCACCUUCCAGCUCAAGCUCGCAAUGAGGCUCAACGAGAGCACAGCCAUCUCCACGGCCCACGUCCUGCUGGUGCCCUACGACCGGCGCCAUGUCCUGACGUACCACCAGUGGAUGGAAGACCCGGCGAUCCGAGAAGCCACCGCCUCGGACCGCCUCACGCUCGACGCCGAGUACGAGAACCAGGCGUCGUGGCGGGCCUCGCACGACAAGCUCACCUUUAUCAUCUGCCAGCCCACCACCACCACCACCGCCGCACCCGCCGGCCACGUGCGGUCCGGCGAGGCCGACGCGCCCGCGCGCAUGGUCGGUGACGUCAACCUGUUCCUCUACCCUUACGACGACGACGACGACGAGGAUGACGGCGGCCGCGAGGACGAAGGGCAGGCAGCAGUAGCAGCGGAGGAGAAGCCGCCGCCGGCCUACGUGGCCGAGAUCGACGUCAUGGUCGCCGCGCCGCAGCACCGGGGCAAAGGCGUGGGCGGCGCGGCCGUGGCGGCGCUGCUGCGCUACGUGCGGCGGAACCUGGACGGCAUCCUGGGGGAGCUGCAGCAGCAGCAGCACCUGCGGGGGUCGUCGUCGUCGUCGUCGGGCAUGGCUUCUGCUGCUGCUGCUGCUGCUGCUGCCGCUACUACCAUCGACGAAACAACAGCAUCAUCAUCAUCGUCGCUCAGGCUCUUCAUGGCCAAGAUCAAGGCCGACAACGGCGCCAGCAUCGCGCUCUUCAGGCGCCUGGGCUUCGAGCAGGUCGGGCCCGUCAACUACUUUGGCGAGGUCAAGAUGGUGCUGCGCGACGUCGACGGCGCCGCGGCUGCGGGGGGGCCUCCUCCCCCGCCCGGCUACCGGGAGCUCGAGUACCGUCGGAGUUCGGAGGGUGAUGCAUGAUGGAUGAGGCCAAGUACAUCUGGUCCAUGUCAUUUUGAAUCUAAUGUCUAAACUAGAAUACCAAUCAUGCUCUCUGCAAGACCCCCUUGCGAAUUCGCCCCAACGCCAAAAGCUCUGCUCAAAACCCAAGGACAAAUAAAGUGGGAAAAAAGGUCCAAAACAAAAACAACUGCUCAGUCUGCCAAAGUUCUAUCGCUAGUGUCGGGUUAAAAAAAAAAAGGAAAGACGAGACGAAAAAAAGAGUGCCACUUAGACACCAAACUGGGCCUUGUACUUGAGCAGCAUGUCAAGCGUCGUGUGCGAUCCGCCGCAGACGAUGAGCACGACGUUGCGGGCGGCCCACUCGGCGUCGCCGAGCCCCUUGCCGAGGUGCCUGCGCAGGUCGCCGUUGUACGCGACCGAGACGGUGGCGCCGCACGACACCUCGACGAGCAGGCGGGCGUCGUCGAGGAAGCGCGCCGACCCCAUGACGGCCUCGGCGUCGCUCACCACGGCCGAC
Molecule: messenger RNA, 3512 nt
Organism: Gaeumannomyces tritici R3-111a-1
Lineage: Eukaryota; Fungi; Ascomycota; Sordariomycetes; Magnaporthales; Magnaporthaceae
Product: methionyl-tRNA synthetase
Exons: 5
Coding region: 98-1867 (589 amino acids)
Biological process (GO): methionyl-tRNA aminoacylation
Molecular function (GO): methionine-tRNA ligase activity; ATP binding
Source: RefSeq, a predicted model, not a curated record